This is a messenger RNA of Cicer arietinum (chickpea), 1985 nucleotides long. RefSeq names its product isoflavone 2'-hydroxylase-like. NCBI's taxonomy places the organism in Eukaryota, Viridiplantae, Streptophyta, Magnoliopsida, Fabales, Fabaceae. The record is from RefSeq and is a predicted model, not a curated record. Gene Ontology annotation, molecular function: iron ion binding; oxidoreductase activity, acting on paired donors, with incorporation or reduction of molecular oxygen; monooxygenase activity.
UAUAAAUUCUUACCAAACAUAAAUUGAGCGACUCACUCAUUUCAGUACCAAAGCAAAACCCAUUAUUUCAUAUUCACAACCAUGGAGAUCUUUUCCUUGUUGUGCUACUCGCUCUUUUAUCUUUCUAUAUUUUUCAUCAUUAGGCUUUUGUUCCAAUCAAGAAGAUUCAAAAACCUCCCACCAGGUCCACCUUCUCUUCCCAUAAUUGGCAAUCUCCACCAUCUCAAACGCCCCCUCCACCGCACCUUCAAAGAACUCACUAAAAAAUAUGGUGAUGUCAUUUCUCUUUGGUUUGGAUCACGUCUUGUGGUUGUUGUUUCUUCUCUAUCCGAAUUCCAACAAUGUUUCACUAAAAACGACGUUGUCUUAGCAAAUAGACCAAAAUUUAUCUCAGGAAAAUAUAUCUUCUACAAUUAUACUACCUUAGGAUCUGCAUCCUAUGGUGAACAUUGGCGCAACCUCCGUCGUAUCACUUCCCUCGACGUCCUUUCAAACCACCGCAUCAACAAUUUCUCUGGAAUCCGAAAGGAUGAGACUCAAAGGCUAAUAAAGAAAUUGGCUGAGGAUUCAUCCUCUAACUUUGCUGAAGUAGAACUUAGUUUUAGGUUUUAUGAUAUGACCUUCAACAACAUCAUGCGAAUGAUCUCUGGAAAGAGAUACUACGGAGAAGAUUGUGACAUGAGUGAUCUUCAAGAAGCAAGUCAAUUCAGGGAUAUGGUUACUGAACUGUUGCAAUUGUCCGGUGCAAACAACAAAACUGAUUUCCUGCCUUUGCUUAGAUUUCUUGAUUUUGAAAACUUGGAGAAGAAGGUCAAGAAUAUCGGUGAAAAAACUGACGCAUUCUUGAGUGGACUUCUUCAAGAGCAACGCAACAAGAAGGAACGUACAAAUACCAUGAUAGAUCAUCUCCUAAGUAUGCAAGAAUCACAACCUGAGUACUACACCGACCAAAUCAUCAAAGGCCUUGUUUUGGCCAUGCUCCUUGCCGGAACCGACACUACUGCUUUAACUUUAGAGUGGUCAAUGUCAAAUUUGUUGAACCAUCCAGAGGUACUGAAGAAGGUAAGGGAUGAAUUGGAUACUCAUGUAGGACAAGAUCGUUUGGUAGAUGAAUCAGACCUUCCAAAUCUGACUUACAUUAAAAAUGUGAUCUACGAGACGCUUCGGUUGUAUGGUCCAGCCCCUUUAUUAAUACCACACUCAACUUCAGAUGAUUGCAUUAUUGGAGGAUAUAAAAUACCACGAGACACCAUAGUACUAAUUAAUGCUUGGGGCAUUCAAAGGGAUCCUGAGUCGUGGAGUGAGGCCACAACCUUCAAGCCCGAGAGGUUUAACAAAAAAGGAGAGUUGGAGAAGUUGAUUGCAUUUGGGAUGGGAAGAAGGGCGUGUCCUGGAGAAGCCUUGGCUCUUCGAGCAAUCAGUAUGACUUUGGCAUUAUUGGUUCAAUGUUUUGAUUGGAAACGUACAAGUGAUGACAAGAUUGAUAUGGCAGAACGAGAUGGAUUCGCCUUGAAAAAAUUAGUUCCAUUAAGAGCCACGUGUAAAACUCGUUUGAUCGUAAACAAGGUUUUCAAGGAAUCAAUUUCCGUCGAACCUUCUAGUUCUAGAGUUCUUUGAAAUUUUUAUUCAUAAAUGUGCAAGUACUGUAUAUGUAUUCUCAAUCGGUGUUAAAUGUGUCCUGAAAAAGAUAUAACAAGUUCCCUUUGUUCCUUUACAUUGUUGCAACUUGCGUCUAGGAUGAGUAAAAGAAAACAAUCAGUUGGUUGAUUAUGUGUGUAGUGGCAUAUAGUGGGUAUCCAGAACAUACAAAUACUAAAUAAUUUGAUGGUGGAUAGGUUGUGGGACCGACCUAUUGAAUGUAUGUUAGUCUUUUGAUGGAUGUAGAUGAAAAAUCAUUUGAUUUCUACUUUUUCUAUAUACUAGUUUGUAACCCGUGCAGCCGCACGGAAACAAUGAUUUUAAUAAAUAAAUGGUUAUAUUUUAUA